This is a messenger RNA of Cervus elaphus (red deer), 604 nucleotides long. Its product is annotated as zinc finger and SCAN domain-containing protein 30-like. The record is from RefSeq and is a predicted model, not a curated record. The coding region runs from base 1 to 420 and encodes 139 amino acids. NCBI's taxonomy places the organism in Eukaryota, Metazoa, Chordata, Mammalia, Artiodactyla, Cervidae. The transcript has 4 exons.
AUGAAGCCUCUGGCCACCACUAGAGCAGCUUCUCUGAGCUCAGAGGCCUUCCACCGGCGCUUCAGGCGGUUUGGCUACUCUGACUCCGCGGGGCCUCGGGAAGCCCUGAGCCAGCUCCACGAGCUUUGCUGUCAGUGGCUGAGGCCCGAGGUGCUCAGCAAGGAGCAAAUCCUGGAGCUGCUGGUGCUGGAGCAGUUCCUGGCCAUCCUGCCCGAGGAGCUGCAGGCCUUGUUCCAAGAGAACCGACCAGAGAGCAGAGAGGAUGCCGUGGAGAUGCUCGAGGAGAUGGAGAAGCUGAACAGGUCUUUCUUGGACAAAAUGAGGACAUGCUCGCAAAGAAACUACCAACUUGUGAAAUCCCUCAGGAGAUACCAUGUCACCAGCCCAGGCCCACAGAAAAGCAGCUGCGGUGGGCGUUGAAGAAGCUCUGCUCCUUCAGAUGAAAUGAUAGAGACACCAGAACUAAAAAUGUGAAAUCUGCUUUAAGGCAAAAGAAUUCUUCAGACAAAGAACUGCAUUACAGUUUCUAACACUCUUCAAGUGAAUGCUCCCCAGAGUCUCACAUUUAGAAGAACCUGUGAACAAGACACAAAGUUUGAAAGAA